AGAUUUGUUGUCAGAAUUUUUUUUUUCUUCUUCUUUAUUUUCACUUGUCUGAGGGCUUCCAAAAAAAAAAGUGCUUUUCACACCUGUUGUGCAUUUUGUGAUUGACGCAUGCUACGUAACGCCAUUUAAUCUGAAGGAUGGCGGACCGCCUGAAGACAAAAUGGCUGAUUUUGACAGCACCGACGAAGCCAACUCCAGCGGCGGCUGUGGCGGCGACGUCUUCGCUCAACUGCUCGCCUACUUUGAAGACCUUCGUCCACCAGGGAAUCCUUUCAAAUCCCAACUUCCCACCAUGGCGACUACGGAGCGGCCUCGUAUGAUGGACUUGAACCCGGAGGAACCGAGACGUGACCCGGUGGACCCGAGCCAGGAUUACAAUCUUCCUUUCUUGGACAUCUCGUCGGCCAUCAAGUCGGUUGCCGCGACGGGAGCGUGGAACUUUGGGAAAAUGAACGCUUUGCACAAGUUGUUUUCGACUCCCGGACAUGAGGAAAACAAGUCUCCUUUGUUUCCACCAGUGGAUGAGGAUUCCACAGAAGAAGAGCCUGUCGAUCCAGUGGAAGACGAAGAGCCCAGUGUGUCCUUCCAGUCGAAGUAUAUUCACAUCUUUCCCCUCUACCAAGACUAUUGUGUGCAGGAGCUGCGAGACGACCUCCAGAGACUUAACACGAAGACCUCGCUGUCUGAGCUGAUCGCCCCCCAGUACCUGCAGGGUCUGCAGUCGCGUCUCAGUUCCCAACAGUCGCCUUUGCAGAGCUCGCCCGGGUCCGUCUCUGCCUCUCCUCCGGAUCGCUCGCCCGGGUCCGUCUCUGCCUCGCCUCCGGAUCGCCACGUGAUCCGCAUGGCGCCGUGCACGUUGUGGCAAGACCUGGACGAGGUCAAGGCGGCCGGUUUGCUCGGCGGCCUGACGGUCCGACAAAUUCGACUUCAAGAGACCAUGUUUGAGUUGAUCGGCUCAGAGGCGUCUUACUUGAGGAGCUUGGGCAUCGCUGUGGAUCACUUCUGUGCGUCCAAGGACCUCAAGCGCACCUUGUCCCAAAUGGAGCACCACACUUUGUUCUCCAACAUCCGUCAUGUGAAGGCCACCAGUGAGAAGUUUCUCAUGGACUUGGAGGCCCGCCUGGGCGAGAGCGUGUUCAUAUCCCAGCUCGGGGACAUUGUACUUGAUCACUGCCCCGCCUUCCGCACCCACUAUGUGCCCUACGUCACCAACAUGAUGUACCAGGAGGCUCUCAUCAACCAGCUGCUGCAGCAGAACCGAGGCUUCGUGGCGUCCCUCAAGCAGCUCGAAGGCGAGCCGCUGUGCCAGAGGCAGGGUCUCAAGUCCUUCCUCGUCCUUCCCUUCCAAAGGAUCACUCGCAUUAAGCUCAUUCUGGAGAAUAUCCUGAAACGGACUGAAGCGGAUUCCGAUGCUGUGUCAUAUCUUCACAAAGCAAAAGAGGCCAUUCAUGAGAUUGUGAGCGAGUGCAAUGAUGGCAUCAAAAAAAUGAAAGUCAUUGAGCAACUGGUCUCCCUGGAGUUGCUGCUGGACUUUGGCAAACUGAAGGCGGUUCCUCUGGUCAUAAGUGGACGUUUUUUGGUACACGAGGGUCCUUUGAGGCUGCUGACCGUGGAGAGCGGCCCCAACCCCAAAACGUCGCUCACAAAUGUCCACCUUCACCUCUUCAAUGACUUGUUGAUCCUCUCCUCCAAAAAGUACCUCACGCAUAGUGUGGCAUCAAGCCAAAUGGAGCAGCACUUCCUGGUGGAGGACCACGCAAAAUUCCCCGCAUACGUGCACGUUGCGCCGCUAAAGACUGAAGUUCUGGGCCUACCGCCGGAAUCCUUCCUGUUUCAUCUCUCUCGGAAUCACACCGGACAACCGACCGCCAUGAUACUAGUCGCACACAGCAGGUCAGACAAGGAGCAGUGGAUGAAGGUGCUGAAGUGCGCUGACUGAAACCUGGGCUUUUUCCAAAUUGUAUUAUGCUCCAAAGUAGUUUUGGGAAAAUUAUUCACUUCUCCUUUUGUGCACUUUAGUGGUAAUCUCACACAGUAAACACGAGUUCAAAAUGCUCAUCACAAUCACAACUGAAAUGAACUUGCAAAAGGAAAGCGCUCACCUUUUUAUACACAUUUAGAGCUGCUUUGGUUAAGUACUUGUAGGCUCUUUAAUGUGGUGGCAGUGGCACAUUAUCCCCCAUCUGUUUUUAAUGUAUUAAAUUGUUACUUCAGAUUGGGUAGUUGGAAAUUAAAAAAAUGUAAUAUGUCAUACAA
Molecule: messenger RNA, 2256 nt
Organism: Phyllopteryx taeniolatus (common seadragon)
Lineage: Eukaryota; Metazoa; Chordata; Actinopteri; Syngnathiformes; Syngnathidae
Product: rho guanine nucleotide exchange factor 19
Exons: 12
Coding region: 161-1939 (592 amino acids)
Biological process (GO): intracellular signal transduction; activation of GTPase activity
Cellular component (GO): cytoplasm; nucleus
Molecular function (GO): guanyl-nucleotide exchange factor activity
Source: RefSeq, a predicted model, not a curated record